Molecule: messenger RNA, 1152 nt
Organism: Mercurialis annua (annual mercury)
Lineage: Eukaryota; Viridiplantae; Streptophyta; Magnoliopsida; Malpighiales; Euphorbiaceae
Exons: 2
Coding region: 148-1020 (290 amino acids)
Molecular function (GO): polysaccharide binding
Source: RefSeq, a predicted model, not a curated record
CAUUGGAGUAAAUCUCGGCAUUCUUUUGUAACAACCGAUGCAAAUCUCUGUCUUCCACUUCCACGGAUUUCCCUUUUACUCUCACUAGUCCUCAAAAUUCAAAAACCUCUAGCUCUCUUUGAAAAAUCUACUUAAUUAGUGAAAAGAAUGCCCUCUCGGUUGCUACCAUCACCAUUUACCAUACUCAAUCUUACACUCAUAUUAUGUUCACUGCCAUCUCUUGCUCUCGCUUCUUGCAGAGCCUCUUGCGGCACCAUCAACAUACACUACCCAUUCGGUGUCGACGACGGCUGCGGAGCGCCGCAGUUUCGCGGGAUGUUCAACUGCACCAGCAAUGACUUGUUCUUCACAACACCUUCAGGUAGCUACAAAGUGCAGCGUAUCGACUACGAAAAGAAAACAAUGGAAAUUUAUGAUCCUGCAAUGUCUACAUGCUCUAUUCUCCAGCCUCACCAUGACUUUGUGAUGACAGAGGUGCAAUCUUUCAUAAUCCCUCCGACUUCAGACACUGUGUUCGCUCUCUUAAAUUGCUCGAUAGACUCGCCGGUUCUUAACCACUACAAGAAUCUCUGCUUCGAUUUCUCCGGUCAUUCUUGCGACGAGCUUUACGGCUCAUGCAAUGCGUUCAGAGUUUUUCAUUUGCUCACCAAUAGUUCGCCGCCGUGCUGUUUUACUGGCUAUGAUACUGUGAAGUAUAUGAGUAUGAAUAUCUUGGACUGCACGCAUUAUACUACGGUGGUCAACACUGAUAAUCUGAAGGGUGUUGGUCCGUUGGAUUGGGUAUAUGGGAUUAAAUUGUCGUUUAACAUGCCGGAAACUGGAUGUGAACGGUGCUCGCAGUCUGGUGGUACGUGUGGAUAUGACACUGAAACGGAAGGAAUGCUCUGUCUUUGCUCUGCUUCCAGUAAUUCUACUAGAGAAUGCGCUUCAGGAAGUAUCACUGCUGGUAUUGAAAGCAACCAUCUUACCUGGAGGUUUUUCAAUGCAUUGGUUGGUGUUUUGUGUGUACUCAGUUUGUAACUGUGUUCAUGACUGGAUUUUCACAUGGGACAAGCUUAUUUUUAUUUUAACUCCCAAUUUUAACUUAAAGUUGGAAAAAAAGUGCAAUUUGUUUGGUUAUUCCAUUAAAUGUUUUUAUUGCAAUUUGGCUCA